Gastrolobium bilobum is the source of this 1816-nucleotide messenger RNA. Its product is annotated as transcription factor AS1-like. The transcript is spliced from 2 exons. Lineage: Eukaryota; Viridiplantae; Streptophyta; Magnoliopsida; Fabales; Fabaceae. The coding region runs from base 535 to 1539 and encodes 334 amino acids. The record is from RefSeq and is a predicted model, not a curated record.
GUACGACGCUGCUGCAUUAAUGCUUUUUUCUACUUUCUCUCUCUUCACCUUGUGAGCCUGUGGGGUCUCUUCCAUGUCUUGUCCAAUUCCAACUUACUCUCUCUCUCAGUGCUCUCUGUCUUUACUCCACAAUCUUUACUCCACAACCGGGUAUAUUUUCUCUCUCUCUCUAGGAUAAUGGUAUGGGUGCUUCUCACUUUCCCAUUUCUCUUUCUUUUAAGAACCCAAAAUUGUGCUAUUCUCAUGGACCCUGAGAUGCCUCGGAGAAGAAGUGAGCUGCUGGGUAGUUAGGGAGCAAGUGUAAGUAAGCGUUUCUACAUAUUCUUCUUUGUUUUUCAGCAUCUGGGUUGGCUCCAGUUUUUGCGUUCUGUCAAAGACCAAGGUUCGUUUGGCUGUUCGGAAGUGGGGAACCCUUUGGUGUUGUGCUGCAGUAGUAGAUAAAGGAUAAGUUUUUCUGUGUGUUGGAGGCUUUAGAAUGAUACAUGAUGAAGAGUUCAAGUUUCAACAAAUGGGCAGUGGAAUUUGCACUUGGAAAUGAAGGAGAGGCAACGUUGGAAAGCUGAAGAGGAUGCUUUAUUAUGUGCUUAUGUCAGACAGUAUGGUCCUAGGGAAUGGAAUCUUGUGUCUCAGCGCAUGAACACACCACUUAACAGAGAUGCAAAGUCAUGCUUAGAAAGGUGGAAGAACUACCUCAAGCCUGGCAUUAAAAAAGGAUCUCUAACUGAAGAAGAACAGCGUCUGGUGAUUCGCCUUCAAGCAAAACACGGGAACAAGUGGAAGAAGAUUGCUGCAGAAGUACCGGGUCGCACUGCCAAGAGGUUAGGCAAGUGGUGGGAAGUAUUCAAAGAGAAGCAACAGAGAGAAAAACAGGAGAUUAACAACAGAACAGUUGGUUUAGUUGACAACACCAAAUACGAUCAUAUACUUGAAACUUUUGCUGAGAAACUAGUGAAAGAACACCCUUCACCAUCAUAUCUUAUGGCUGCUUCUAAUGCACCAGCACCUGCAUCAGCUUUGCUUCCUCCUUGGCUUUCAAACACUAACAAUAAUCAAGCUGUUAGGCCACCUUCCCCUUCUGUGACACUAAGUCUCUCUCCCUCCACAUGGUUGCAACACGAAAGAGGACCAGAGAAUGCUCCUCUUGUUUUGGGGAAUGUAACACCUAACAUGCUCAUGUCUGAGUUAGGGGAGUGUUGUAAAGAGUUGGAAGAAGGGCAUCGCGCUUGGAUGGCGCAUAAGAAGGAGGCAGCAUGGAGGUUAAGAAGAGUGGAGUUGCAGUUGGAGUCAGAGAAGGCGAGUCGAAUGAGGGAGAAGAUUGAAGAAAUGGAAGCAAAGAUUAAAGCUCUUAGGGAAGAACAGAAUGCUGCUUUGGAUAGAAUUGAAGCAGAUUACAAGGAACAGUUAACUGGAUUGCGGAGAGAUGCAGAAACCAAGGAGCAGAAGUUGGCUGAGCAAUGGAAUACAAAGCACUUGCGCCUUGUAAAGUUCAUGGAGCAAGUGGGAUGCAGACCUUGGCUUGCUGAGCCUAAUGGGAGAUGAAGAUAUGAUUCAGAACCAAUAUCUGAUUUUGCUCUUUAGGCUUGAAUCAUAUAUGCAGUUAUUCUGAUUAUAGUUUUGAUCUUGUGCCUAGUCUCUAGUUUUAUUACAUAUUUCUAUUAUUAUUAUUAUUGUCCUCCUACUUAUUCUUGAGGAAUUUGUAUUAGGAGCUGACCAUGCACACGCUUAGUUUUCCAUGAGUUGCAUCCAUCUUUAAGAAUAUGAACUUAAUUAUAUUCUAGUUUUUAUGCGAGCUAUUGUACGUAUAGUUUAUUUCUUG